CCCUUACACGGCGUUAACGAAAACAAAAACAGCAUUUUAAAGCUAUUCACCAUCAGAAAUUUUUACAGUUGCAAAUGAACAACGUUGCAAGUAACUCGAGGCUCCAGCGGAUACGCAGCAUGUUGGUGUUGCUAGCAAAGCUGCUAAUUUGUUGCAACCUCAUUGUGGACACGACAGGCACAAUACCAGCAACAACAGCUGCGGUCACUAGCAUGUUAGCAUCGGCAAGUCAACGCAACAUGCCACAUAAUUGGCUACGACGGCAGCGAAGGUAUUUGCUGUUUGAGAAGGGUUCAACAGUCGGGGUGCAAAUAGCCAAUACGAAAGCUCUUAUACCAGAGCAGCCGCGUGGUCUAUAUUAUAUCUUUGAAUGUACCGCUAACUAUGAAUUGCCUACAACGUUGGAUGAUCUAUGGCCUCAACUGACGAAAGCGCAACAACAACAACACACAACACACAACCCAACAACAAAUGCUGCUGCAGUGCAUAUGCCGAAUAUAAUAACCUUUAGCGGAAGUCACAGUAAUAACAAAUACAACAACAGUAACGACGAUAUUUGGCUACCAACGCAACGACGGCAAUGGUUUAGCGCACACAGAAAACAACAGCAACAAGCUAGAAAGCAACAACAACAUCUAAAACAAUACAAUGCACUUCAGCAACAUCGAUUUCCUUCAGCUUUGCAAGAAGCGAAAUCAUUGGAAUUCACGCCGCCCAUAUUGUCGAGGAAAUUUGCUGCUUAUCCGGCGACGCACCAACACUCUGUGUGUCCACGACGAAAUGUUUAUGGAAGUUGGCAGCACAACAAUGUGUCACAAUUGUGUGCGGCCGGUCCGAAAACAUUGGGGCGUGUACGAAAGCGGAGGGGUGGUGGUGAUGGUGAAAACUCUGUUGGUGUUGGUAUUGGUGUUGCGGGCGGCAAGAAAAAUAAUGAUUAUGCUGUCCAUCGAGUUGAUGAGCGUCCUGAUGAAUUCCGUUUUGCUACAAAUGCUGAGCGCAUUUUCUUCGAUUUGCUGGCGCAAUGGACCCAAAUUUAUAAUUAUCCACCGCAUUACUGUAUAAUGCGCACCUUCUGUGAAGCUCGCCAUAUGCUGUUGGCUCGCGGACAAUCGCUUUUUCACGAUUUGCUGCGAAUUCUAAUCGAUGCCGCAUUGCCGGCCGCACGUCGUCAUGCCACAUAUAAAAAAGCGAUUUCACAUGACAAUUUAAGCGACUGCGCCCAACGCUAUGCAACACUCUGCGGCUUAAGUUUUCUGCAACAUUUCAGCGAAGUUGUGCACGGACGAUUUAUGCCAUAACCACAAGUAGAGCGAUAGCGGAAGCGGAGAGAGAGAGAGACAGAAGUGCGUAUAAACAUGCACACACAUACAUGCACGCUCUGAACAAAUUGCAAUUACACACACACUCCCACAAGCGCUUUUGCAAUAAAUAAAUACCAGCGGCAUGUAAGCGCAAAUGUUUUAUAAAAUACGGCCGCCCAAUCGCAAUGAAAUGUAAAUACAGUUAAAUACGCGUAUAGUGUAUGUGUCGGCGCAAUAAAAUACAAAAUACGCAAUGUAAAUAAAACAUAAAUAAAAAUCAGUAAAUAAAAGUGACAAGUAUUAAAAAUAGCACAUCCGCAUGCCGGCAUUGACGCGC
Molecule: messenger RNA, 1638 nt
Organism: Bactrocera oleae (olive fruit fly)
Lineage: Eukaryota; Metazoa; Arthropoda; Insecta; Diptera; Tephritidae
Source: RefSeq, a predicted model, not a curated record